Hippocampus zosterae (dwarf seahorse) is the source of this 2649-nucleotide messenger RNA. RefSeq lists its product as uncharacterized. Gene Ontology annotation, biological process: positive regulation of transcription by RNA polymerase II. Lineage: Eukaryota; Metazoa; Chordata; Actinopteri; Syngnathiformes; Syngnathidae. The transcript has 10 exons. Gene Ontology annotation, cellular component: mediator complex. The record is from RefSeq and is a predicted model, not a curated record. The coding region runs from base 240 to 2267 and encodes 675 amino acids. Gene Ontology annotation, molecular function: DNA binding; transcription coregulator activity.
UCAAACAUGGGAAGGCGAAGAAGAAAAGCGAGACCAAAAAAAAAAAUGAACGCGCAUUCAGCCAUUUUCCGUCACAUUUGGGCGGGAUAGCAGCGCAAGGGCGAUUUUGGCGUGUAUUUCUAUCAAUAAAUAGGACUGGCAGCUGAAAUCACCGAGUGUACAUUUCGUUGCUUUAUAGCGCGCUUGGUUUUCGCUGCGGUACUCGACUGAGGACGUCUCGGAAGACGCAGGCCGCGGAAAUGUCCAGGCAGAUGUCUCCGCCACCACAAAGCAGGAGGUUUCCAUGGGAUGAACACAGACCUUACAGAGGUUCCGCGGAACGGCAUAGAGGUCCAUCGGACUGGAGGCCCAAUGCCAGAGAUGACGAAUGUCGAUUUGGUGAGGACAUGUUCCCACAAGGCCAUAGGAAAGUCCCUCCUCCGCAGGAUUCCUUUUGGCGUCAGCGAGAUCAGGAGGGGAGUUUUCACCGGCGGCCGUCACCUCAACGCAACUUCAAGGACCGCCCAAGAGGCUCCCCCCAGCGGGAUGGCGGAUUUGAUCCAGACAGACCAAGGAGAGGCUUCAGAGAAAAUGUUCACAGUUUUAACAGCAGAGGACGGUCACCCUGCUCACAUCCGAGAUUCCGGGGGGAACCGCUGCCUACUAACGGUCUCUCAGAUCACUCGCAGGGAGCGCCGGACUGGAGGCGGGACUCCGAUUGGCGAUGCCAAGGGCGGUUUCGACACGCCAGCCCCGGUGUUCGAUCCGAGGAGCAAAGAGCAAGCAGAAGAGAAAAGAGCACUGAAGGUCUGAACAGAAGCAGGCAAAGAGAGGACGACCAGCCCGCCUUAAAGCGGCCGAAAUCGGAAAUAGACGGCCAACAUCACAGCGGGUUCAGGCGCAACAACAAGGAUUCUGGGGAUUGGCGCUACUCAUCCGUCAAGAGUGAAGGAGACUUCUCCCGGGAUCCUCCAGGCUCAGGAACUCCUCACUUCACUGAACACGCUCAGGGAUUCCAAAACAACCGUAAAAGACCGCAACGGGAACACUUGGAUAACGGCGGACACCGUGACGCCGGGUUGCGACACAAACGCACCGGAUCAGCAGGCUCCUCACAAGAGCAGUUCCAGACUACAAAUAGCAGGUCCGAAGUCCGGGAAGAUUCCAGAAGUCGCCACUUUCCAGAUAAUUGUAGGGACGGCUCGGAAAGCAAGAGGAGCUCCCCGCCGCAAGAAUGGGCAAAUUUUGCGAGACGAGGCUCCCCGACAAUUCAGAGGGAGAGGGGCGGGUCUCAUGUGGCCAGAGGUGGGUUCAGUCACAGCGGGAAGCGGACAAACUUUCAGCAGGACUCCCAGAGCUACCAAAACCUUCCUCGUGAGGAGCCUAGAGCGGGAUACAAAUCCCAAAGUGAAGCUGGUUACUCCAAUGCGGAGAAGGAAGGGGAGGAGCCCAGCAGGACAGAAGACAACAGACGCUUGGAACAGAUCCGGCCCGCCAAUGUGGACCGAAACGAUCACAGGAGCGCCGUGGACGUGGACUGGCCCAGGCCCCGUGCGUGGAAGGAACCAGACUCCAAAAACAUGACGGUGGUCACGGAGGAAACGCUCGUCAUCAAAUUGGACAUGAGCCGGCCCACCCUGCGCACCAGCUCGCUGUGUUACUCCGCAGAGCGCCAGCUCUCAAUCGACUUGGUCAACGUCGCUCGCCAGCAUCAGGACUUACCGCCGGAGGCGUCGGGAAGCACGCCGGAGAGCAAAGGCGCGCACGGGGGGGCGUUUGCCGAGCAAAUCAUCACGCUGGUGCACAGCGUCAAAGAGCUGUACUUCAAAGGCACCGGGAUCACGCUCGACCAACGCUUCUCUGCGCCGCAACGAGGAGACGAUGGUGAAGAAGAGCCGCGGGGGCUGACGCUGAACCAGAGGUUCUCAUCGAAUCACGUGAACACGACGCCGCCGCCCUCCGACAUCCAGCCGCUCUUUCCUGUUUUGAGCGGCGUGCAGAUGCUGCACGGCCCCGGCGACCUCAGACACGACCUUGAGAGGCGGCGUCAAAAGCGUCUGGAGUGCGUGACCGUCACCAUACAGGGAGGCCGCCACCCGCCCCCUGCCAAGGACGAAUACGCCGAUGGGAUGUCGCCGGACGAGCGGGACUGCAGGCGGGAUGGCAACACGGGUUUCAGGCGAGGUGGUCCGUACAGGAUGAACGUCCGCGGCACGUCGAGGUUUAAGAUGGGACAGACCAUCAGGAUGCAGAACCGCCACAACAAUGAUGAGGGUCCCAGCUGGUGACGGCGCCCCGCCAACGGCGACGAGUUUGCAAUGUUUAGUCUGCCCCACUGCUUCCCCUGAUGCUCUUUCCUAUCAUCCCUUUAAAGUGAGUCCUUGUUUUCGUCCGUUGUUCUCCAUGUAGUCUUGUUUGAGUUUCCACCUGCUCUGCAGACAACCCGUUUGAGCAUUUACUUCCAUCUUGUACUCGUGCAAAGAAUUCUACGAAUUCAUUCAGGACGUACUUGUACACGGACCUUAAGAUGGAAAUCAGCAAACGGAAUAAAUGCUCAAGCCGCUUGCCUUUUGUUUCGUACAUGUGAGAGAUGGAACGAUAAGGUGUGGACAGAUUUUAUUUUGAUCUGUUGUGACAAUAAUAAUAAUAAUAAAAAAAACUUUCACUUCA